Molecule: messenger RNA, 928 nt
Organism: Nomia melanderi (Alkali bee)
Lineage: Eukaryota; Metazoa; Arthropoda; Insecta; Hymenoptera; Halictidae
Source: RefSeq, a predicted model, not a curated record
AAUGACUGGAGAUUUUAAUCGUGGUGCACCAGGUCCUAUGGAUUAUGGACGUACUGAUAAUUUCGGUGCAAACCGUACAGUUGAUUACACAGCCAGAAAUGACUAUGAUCGAACUGCAACUGGACCUAUGAGAAACGGUGGUGGCGCUGUUGCCACUACUGGGUAUGGAACAGGGUACUCAGAUGUAGGAUAUGAUGAAAGUCACUGGGGUUAUCCGGGCGGGCCUGGGGAUAUGAUGGGUGGGCCCGGGGGGGUAAGUCAGGCAGCUUCGAUGGCCUACGACAGGAGGGAUGGUCCCCCUGUUAAUGAUAUGACUCCAUUUAACAGGCCAAUGAGUACUGGACCUAGCUACAGCACUGGGGCACCUAGUUACAGCACUGGUCCUGGACCACAAGCAGAUAUGUUUAGUAGAAGACCCGGCAGUGCCGUCCCCAGUGGUGGAUAUCCGCCUGUUGGUGGAGGUUAUACCGAGGGAUACGACAGACCAGAUGCUUAUGGUCCCCCGCGCGGUGGUGGACGCUUCCCAGGUCCGGCAGACGCGAUGCCACCGAGGUACUAAAAGCGUACUAAAGCAAAUACUAAAGCGCAUGCGAAAGGCUCCCUUUAAAAAAAUGCCUGUUUAGUGGUGGUCGUUCGCUUACGGAAUCGAAUACCUAGGAACUGCCCUGCGUCCGACAUACAGAGUCCAUACCAUUACAUACGAUACUAUGUAUAAUGAUAGAUACACGAUAGAUCUAACGUUUAAACGCUAACUUAAGGUACGGUAAGAAUGAGAAGUAUCAAUGAGUAACAUAAUCAAUAAUUGAUACUCAAGUAAAGAUUCUUCGAAGAGCAAGAAGAUGAUCAUAAAUUGAAAUUGAGAUAAAGAAUUGUAACAUGGUAUCAUAAAAUGAAUUUUCUGUGUUGUUCAUUUUUUUUCCAGCAAAGA